Messenger RNA from Dinoponera quadriceps, 632 nucleotides. RefSeq lists its product as uncharacterized. NCBI's taxonomy places the organism in Eukaryota, Metazoa, Arthropoda, Insecta, Hymenoptera, Formicidae. The annotation marks the transcript as partial. The transcript has a single exon. The record is from RefSeq and is a predicted model, not a curated record.
AUGAUUGACAUUUUGAACAUUGAAGGUGAGCCGAUCUUUGACGAUCGCAUCGUCAAGAUUGAAUCUCACACGUACAGCCUAUACGCCAAUACAACGUUAGGAUAUAGCGAUGAGAUAAGAAUACCCAUACAACAGCAAGAUUUAUACACAUUACCAUGCGAGAGUUAUCUUUCUGUUGAGGGAAAAAUAAUUGCACAAGCGACAGCCGAAAAUGUGGCUGUAACAUUAGGAAAUAAUUGUGUCACAUUCAUGUUUGAUGAGAUUCGUUAUGAAUUGGAUGGUGUAGAGAUUGAUCGUAACAGAAACGUUGGAAUAACUUCCAUGCUCAAGAAUUAUGUAUCGUUAUCUUCUGACAAAAUUGCCUGCAUGAGAAAUGCUGCGUGGGAUACGAUCAAUGCUCAUUCGACAGAUGGAUACUUCAACUUUUGCGUACCGCUCAGCAUGUUGCUAGGAUUUUGCGAAGACUAUAGGCGUAUAGUGAUUAAUGCGCGCCACGAAUUGAUUCUCAUACGAUCGCGCAGUGACAACAACUGUCUACAUGGAUCAUCGGCGUUGGAGUUUAAGGUGGAGCUAUUCAAGAUGCAAUGGAGAAUGCCUCACGUCCUCUUGAACGAUAUUAAUAAGCUCUCCCG